Molecule: messenger RNA, 204 nt
Organism: Penicillium diatomitis
Lineage: Eukaryota; Fungi; Ascomycota; Eurotiomycetes; Eurotiales; Aspergillaceae
Exons: 2
Coding region: 1-204 (67 amino acids)
Source: RefSeq, a predicted model, not a curated record
AUGCUGGGCUCUAUACACCUUCGAAUGACCUGGUUAAGAAUCUCGAUACUUCCCGAGGAUCCAGUGACCGAAAGUGCAAUUUUGCCCCUGGAAGCAAAGGAUCCUCAUUUUUGGCAAAAGAAGGAUGACUAUCGUCAGGAUGUCAAUGCAGAAAACUUCGACUAUCUUGGGUACUUGAUGCGUGCACCUUCUGUCACCGGCUGA